AUGGGUGUGCCAUUCGAAGCCCUCCUCCCGUACGGGAUCAUGCUCGGCAUGUUCGCAUUCAGCGCCGUGUCCGUCGGCAAGCUCAAAGAGAUGCAGAACGGAGGAAAGAAGACCAGGCGCGGCAUGGAUGCGUGGGACAGGCUACAGCAAAUGCUCGAACGCGACCGCAGAUUAACGGGCUUUGCUCGAGGACAGACCGACAAGGCCGAGGCACCAGCGGGCUUCGAGCUCAACAACCCAUGGAGGAUGGAGCAACGAUACAUCUAG
This is a messenger RNA of Didymosphaeria variabile, 267 nucleotides long. RefSeq lists its product as uncharacterized. The transcript is spliced from 5 exons. The coding region runs from base 1 to 267 and encodes 88 amino acids. The record is from RefSeq and is a predicted model, not a curated record. NCBI's taxonomy places the organism in Eukaryota, Fungi, Ascomycota, Dothideomycetes, Pleosporales, Didymosphaeriaceae.